AUGGAACUAUUACCAAAUUCAGUGGAGGAUUUCACAAGUAGUGAGUAUUGGAGUAAUUUUUUCAGAAGUUAUGGAGGGGAAAAUAACCGAGCAUUUGAAUGGUACGGUGACUUUGAGGUUUUGAGGGAUCUUUUGGUGGAAUCUCUUCGGACCAGUGGCAGGUCAGAAUUGUACAAGAGAAUUUUACAUGUAGGAUGCGGGAAUUCUACUCUUCCAGCUAAAUUAUAUGAUGAAGGUUUUAAGGAUAUUACUAAUAUAGAUUUUUCCAGCCAGGUAAUAGAUUUAAUGAGAGAAAAAAACAAGUCUAAGAAAGGACUGGAAUGGAUUUGCAUGGAUAUUGAAAAAGACUUUGGUAAGUAUGUUGAUAAAGAAGAGAAUUUGGGUAAUUUUGAUGUAAUAAUAGACAAGGGAUUUUUGGAUGCUUACUUAUCGGAUAAUACAUCCAAAAACAGUUCAUCUUCAAAAACGAAGGCAUCUGACUAUUUGGCUUCGUCCAUGAGGCUCUUGGUUCCAAAUGGAAGAUAUAUUUUGGUUACUUUAGGCCAGGAAUAUGUAGCCAAAGCACUAACUAUGGAAUUUUAUAAUAAAGGUCUUGAUAUAAUUGUUGAGCCUUUGGUGGAGAUUAAAGAUUCCAAGUUUCUUCCGUAUUAUAUUGAGAUAAUCAAUAAGAAGGAUACUCAGAGUACCAAUAAAACAUUUUUCAGAUUCAAAGGAGCUGGUGUUGAUGAGAUUUACACUUCCGAAGAUCAGUGUAUUUGGACUCUGGCAAAAAGGCUAAAGGAACUUUCUGCAAUGUAUUGGAAUAAUAAGUAUAUUGGUGAUUUUAUGCCAGGUGAAAUUAAAGAAUACCAGCUUAACAUAAAGGAAUCAAGAAAUAGUUUUUUUAUUACCGUGUAUGAUACAAUCAGUAAGAAAAAAAACAAGCAACUUACAGUGGGUCUUUUAGUGCCUAUAGGAGAGGAGCAGGAUUGGCUUUAUUCUACUAGAAAAGGAUUCGAGGAGAUUUGCAACCAAGCCAAAUGUAAGAGGUUAAUUGUGAUUUCAAGAUUAUAUUCUGAUUCUGAGAAAGCUUUGAAAGUGAGUAAGGAGGAUAUUCUUGAUGAAAUAUCAAAAAAUAUCUCUCCUUUAGCUUUGAAGGGUUCUGGAAGAUUUCCUAUUCUAACUGUGGGAGGAGAUAGAAAUUUGAAUAAGAAGUGUAUUUAUAGUUGUGACUCGAAAUUUUGUAAACAAAUACUAGUUUAUGAUAUUGAAGAGUCUGGAAUUGAGAAGAGACAGAUGAUUUUUAAAUCAAGCCCGAGAUUAAUACAGUCUGAGGUAGUUAUUCAGAGAAAAUCCCCAGAAAGACUUGAGUUUGAUUAUUUAAGUGGACUUUCAAAUUACUAUGUUGGGGUUGUACUAGUUUCAAGUCUCAUUUUGGAUACUAAGAAUCAAGACAAGAAAAAGAAUGCCCUUAUUUUGGGUCUAGGAGGAGGGAUUUUAGCUUCUAUAUUGAGAAAAUUCUACUCAAAGUCCAUACUUAAUAUUUCUGCAAUAGAAAUUGAUCAAAAAGUAAUGAAUAUAGCAAAAGAUUACUUUGGGUUUUCGGAAAAUGAUGUUGAAGUUAUUAUAACAGAUGCUUUAGAUUAUAUUGAUAAUUCACAUUCUAAGAUUCAAGAUUCUUUGGAUUAUAUUAUUGUAGAUAUUAAUUCUGGAAGUGUUAAUGACUCUCUUAUGUGUCCAGGAGUUGAGUUUCUUUCCAAGGGGUUUGUAGAAAAACUUAUUCUUUCUUUAACAAAUGAUGGAUGUAUUAUAUAUAACAUCUCAUGUAGAGACACUAAAAGAAAAGAAGAGCUUUUCAAUGAGUUCGGAAAUAUGAUAAGUGCAAUAGAAGAGAGGACUGGGAACUCCAAAGGACUUCUACUUCAGUCAGUAGAGACAGGAGAAGACGAGAUAAAUGAGCUUUGGAUAAUUAAAAAAGAAACAAAAGAUAAUAUUAAAAAAGUUAGGAAUUUCAUAAUAGAAAAACAAUUGUUUAUAAGUAACCAGGAAGGGACAUCUUCAGAAAAAUGCGGAAAGAAGGAUCUCUGGGUUAAGAGGUUCUCAAAUCUAAAGUAG
Cryptosporidium ubiquitum is the source of this 2094-nucleotide messenger RNA. Its product is annotated as SAM dependent methyltransferase. The transcript has a single exon. The record is from RefSeq and is a predicted model, not a curated record. Lineage: Eukaryota; Apicomplexa; Conoidasida; Eucoccidiorida; Cryptosporidiidae. The coding region runs from base 1 to 2094 and encodes 697 amino acids.